This is a messenger RNA of Acanthoscelides obtectus, 192 nucleotides long. Lineage: Eukaryota; Metazoa; Arthropoda; Insecta; Coleoptera; Chrysomelidae. The record is from the annotation of a GenBank genome assembly.
AUGGAGAGUGCGGCGCUCAUUCAUUUUGAGCCAUUUAAUUUCUUUAUACAAAUGAGAUAUAUCAUCAAACAUACGCAGACGAUAGAUAAACCUGAGGCACGCAUUUUGUACCUCCUGAAUACGACCUCUACUUGCCUGAUCUACGCAAAACCCAUAGAAAAAAUCGCAUUAAUUGAGAUUGGAAAGAAAUAG